UGACGUCACGCCGUCGCCGCUGAGGCAGCAGAAUUAGCCGGUACAUUAGUCAACGUUCAGACGCUUUUAAGACAUAUACACAGAGUUUUACUCUGAACUUACGAUGUCUUGGGUUAAAGCUGUUCCGUCCAGUGGUGAAGACGUGUUCGACGAGAACGGGGAUGAGCUUAAUUUACAAAGUAAAGAGUGGACGUCCAACAUGAAGAAACGCGUCAUGGAUGGGUAUGUGGACGGAGUCGGUGCCGGGGAGGAGGCCUCCCUACAGGUCGGCUUUAACCUGGGCUUUAAAGAAGGAGCAGCUCAGACUGAGGCUGUGGGUCGACUCAAAGGAAUCAUCAGUGCUGUGUGGUGCUGGUGCCAGAUCCAUCAUCCGGAAACGCCCGUCCCAGCCUCUGUGACUGACCUGCUGCAUCAGGUAACACGGCAUGAAGACCAAAUCAUGAACCGCAUCAGGCAAACUUUGGAGAAUCCUCCUCCAAGUGUGAGCGAUGUCUCGGAGAGCAUGGACGAUCUGGAGGUGGAACAGCCAAAUUCAGGGUGCAGUAAAGAGAGUUGCAACAAGCCGGACUGUUGCAGGACUGGACAGAAAAUGGACAUGGAUGGUCCUCAUCAGCCACAACAUCCUUUCUCAGAGUCCAGUGACUGUUCCUCUGGCCAACAUGGAGGUCUAGACCUGCUGCUGCAGCGUUGUAUGGACAUAGUGUCAGAGCUGGGACUGCCACAGGAGCUGAUUGGACACAUACAGGAGCUGAGGAACAUCUAA
Nematolebias whitei (Rio pearlfish) is the source of this 763-nucleotide messenger RNA. RefSeq names its product OTU deubiquitinase with linear linkage specificity a (gene otulina). Bases 104 to 763 code for a protein of 219 amino acids. NCBI's taxonomy places the organism in Eukaryota, Metazoa, Chordata, Actinopteri, Cyprinodontiformes, Rivulidae. The record is from RefSeq and is a predicted model, not a curated record. The transcript has 3 exons.